This is a messenger RNA of Vespa mandarinia (Asian giant hornet), 9503 nucleotides long. RefSeq lists its product as uncharacterized. Gene Ontology annotation, molecular function: calcium ion binding. Gene Ontology annotation, biological process: homophilic cell-cell adhesion. Gene Ontology annotation, cellular component: plasma membrane; cell-cell junction. The record is from RefSeq and is a predicted model, not a curated record. Lineage: Eukaryota; Metazoa; Arthropoda; Insecta; Hymenoptera; Vespidae.
AUGCCCCUUGUAGGAGCAUGGUUAAAAAUAUGGAUUUAUUUGAGUUUCAUCUUUGGAUGGACAAUAGGUGCACGACCACGAUUUGAUACUUCCACGGAUAUGGGAUUGGUUUUGAUACCAGCUGACGCGGAAGUCGAUUCAGUUAUAUUUCGAUUACGAGCUACCGAUCAGGAUGCAGAUUUUCCUCUUAUUUUUGAAAUCACUGCAACAAUUACACCAGUUGUGAGAAUCGACAAUCUGCCUUGUACGCUCUAUAAUAAAGUGUGCCAGGCUAAUGUAAUUCUAACGAAGCGUCUAAUGCCUGGUCGUCUUCAUGAUUUCGCUGUGAGGGUUAAAGACUCGAAGGGUGACUCGAAUUCAAUGCAAGCGACCAUUUCUGUCACGAAUGCUACCACUCAACGUGAUAAAAUAUUCCCGCACAUUCCUUCUCUGAUAAUGGUACCCGAGGACACUAAACCUGGUAAGGAAUUAGAUUAUCUUCUCGUUCGAGCUAACUCCUGGAGUGGUAAGCCAGUUUACAUUGAGUUAUGGCAACCGAAAGAAUUGUUUACAAUCAGACAACGACAAACACCAUCGCAAACUCGAGGAGUUAUAACGUUGAUCGGUGAAUUGGAUUUCGAGACUCAAUCCAUGUAUACUCUCACAAUGUACGCGACGGAUCCUUACACAGAACCUGGAAAGGAUACAAGAAAUAUUGCUGGUUUAAACGUCGUGGUUGUAGUCCAAGAUGUACAAGAUGUACCACCAAUUUUUACUUUGGCACCACCUUUGACGAGGCUCAACAAUUCUAUACAACCUGGGGAUAUAAUAUUACGAGUUCAUGCAGAAGAUGGAGAUAAGGGCGUUCCUCGAGAAAUCGUAUACGGUCUCGUGUCAGAGGGCAAUCCUUUCACGCCGUUUUUUAAUAUAUCAGAAACGACAGGAGAAAUCGUUCUUGCCAGACCGUUGGAGGAACUAACACAAAUCACUCACGUCGGUGCACCUGUCGUACUUAGCGUCGUCGCGGAAGAAAUUAGAAGGACUCGGGAAGAACCACCUGCACAGGCAACCGUCGUUGAAGUUGGACUCUUGCUUGGAGAACCAGGAAAUAGUCCGCCUUAUUUCGAAAGUGACACUUAUGUUACGGUGAUAGAUGAAAAUCUAGAACCAGGAACUGUAAUUGGUUUUGGCGAUCAAUAUUCGACAAAAGUGCGAGACGAAGAUAUCGGUAAAGCUGGUGUAUUUGCGCUCAAAUUAGAAAAUAAUAAUGGCACUUUUGAAAUUAAUCCUACCGUUGCUGAACGUACCGCGGAUUUCAUUAUUACGGUACGAGAUAAUACAUUCAUCGAUUAUGAAAUAUACAAAAGCUUGAUCUUCAAGAUAGUCGCUCAAGAAAUUGGUCCAGCUACGAAUUUAUCUACAUCCGUACCGGUGACAAUUUAUCUACGAGAUAUCAAUGAUAAUCCGCCAGUUUUUGAACAGGAUUCUUACGAGGUGACAUUAUCGGAAAAUGUUACAGCCGGUACACGUGUCGUACAGGUACACGCUACCGACAAAGACACAGGAGAUUUCGGUAGUAUACAGUAUACUCAAAUAAUCGGUCAAGGUAACGAAGCAUUUACAAUGGAUUCUGAUAGAGGAUUAAUAACGGUAGCUAUGGGAUCGUCUUUGGAUCGUGAAAUCGCAUCUAGAUUGGAAUUAUCGGUCGAAGCACGAGAUGAAAAUGGCAAGGGCAAUCGAGGUGUCGUACCUUUGAUAAUCAAUCUGAUCGAUGUAAACGAUAAUGUGCCGAUAUUCGAGAGAAGUAUUUAUAUGUUCUUUUUAAAUUCUGAUUUGACUAAUUUCACAACAUCGGCCAUGAUAAAGGCUACAGACGCGGAUGCUGAACCACCGAACAACGUGAUCAGAUACGAGAUCAUUCACGGAAAUUACGAGAAUAAAUUCUAUUUAAAUGAGAUCACUGGUGAAUUGAUUUUACGAUCGCCCAUUACAAAAGUUAGAAGAAAGAAACAAAGUACUGCCGGGAGAUUGGCUAAUAAAUCGCAAAAAGAAUUACAUAGAAACGAUAAUACGAAAGAAUUGAUACUAAAGACGAUAACAACAAUGCCGACUAAUCAUGAAAUAUCAAAACCAUCCAAUAGGAGUGAAUUAUUAAGAAAAAUUCAAGAAUCUGUUAAAACUCGAAGAAAACGAGAGGACGACGACGCUCUGUAUACUUUAACAGCUAGAGCAUACGAUCUUGGCGUACCACACCUGUCGAGUUUAACACAAAUAAAAAUAAUGAGUGGUGGUGCAGCAGAGGAUCGUAUUGUAACGUUCGUUUUACCAGAAGAACAUCCAGAUCCAGUGAAAACUGCGAAAACAUUGGCUACGAUCACAGGUGCAAAAGUAAUCGUUCAAGACAUACGUCCAUACGUGACAACCAACGAUACAUCUAAUAUGUCAAACGACGCUAAAAAGAGUAUCGUUGUUGCACGGGUAGAAAAAAGUACUUCCUUCGUGGACAUAGAAAAAAUUCGAGAAACUUUAGCUGCUAACGGAGUUGGUAUAAUAAAUGGCACAAUAAUGAUGCCUGACUCAACCGGAAAAACAAUGAUAACUAAUAUCACUAAUACUGUUACUAAUGUGCGUAACGAAGAAGUUAUAACGGAGUACAAAGCUGAAAAUAAAAUACUUUUCUGGUUGCUCAUCAUUUUGGGCUUAUUGAUGCUCCUUGCUAUCGCUGCUUUGAUCAUUUGUUGCAUUUGUCCUGGUUGUCCUUUUUAUAUGGCACCUAGAAAACGUCGAGUACAAUCAUCGGAAACUUUAAUCGUCCGAUCGGACGGAAGACCGAAGAGACAUCUUCAUCGAAAGCAACCGACAAUCGUUCAUGUAACCAAUAAUCAAGAAAGGAAGCAAGCGUGGAGUGCCGAUCCAACUCGAAGAAAUUGGCAAUUCAAUCGACGAAACGUGAAAAAUUGUGGCCUGUCUUCUCUACCGGGUGACGUAGCUUAUAUUUCGACACACGCGAAUGAAGGACGAAUGAACGUGGAAUCCUCGAGACAACGAGAUGAUCUGAUUUACGAUAAUUCCAGAAGAAUUACUGGACAAGAUCGAAUGUACGUUGAGGAUAUCGAGAGUAUAAAAAUGCGAGAUUAUCAAAUGGACGAUGGUGUAGAUUCUUUACAACGCGAUGAAAUCGAACGUAGCUCUGAUCAUCCUCGACAAAGUUAUAGAUACGAACAAGAGCAAGAUAUAAACGAUGAUAGAACGAUCAGGGAACAACAUUUUUAUCGCGAAGGAAACGCCGAGAUAUUGCGAUUGGUGACAAGAGGAGGAGAAACCGAGGACAAUGUUAUUCAACAUCAUGGUACAACCGUAAUCGUAGACGGCAAGGAUAUUCUUCUUAAAAGAUUUAUGGAAGAUCAAAAAAUAAGACAAGAAGCAUCGAUUCAGGAUAUCGAUGGUACACGAAGUAUAGAAUCGACUCAAAGAAUUCGCGAAACGACUCAUCAGCAACCAGAGAUUAUACUUAUACCACAAACUUUAAACAUCGCUCAUAGUCAGCACGUAGAUGAAAGUGGUCCAGGUGUACAGAAAUUACUUAUCGAUCGUAUAGAUUACGAGGAUACUCCUAAAGAAAAAGUUAUUCAUAUUUCUGACAAUGUACAACCUAUCAGGCAAGAAUCUACGAUCGUUGUUGGAGGUGGUGGUGGUGCUUCUGAAAGUACAGAUAAACCAACGAUAUUAAACAAAGAUAACGUACAAUCUGUUAACGUUCAAUCUUACUCGUUUCAUGAUGUAGAAUUGGCACGACAAAAUGCUUUGCUGACUAGACUUUUAUUGGAACGUGAAACCAGAGCGAGUGGUCCUGCCAUGAUGGAUUCUACGAGUUACUUGGAGACUCAAAGUUUACCUGGACAAGUAGCUAUCGCAACUCAAACCGAUAGAACUGCUGCUACUCAAACUGAAAGACAUGUGAGAAGUAGAAGUGACAAUGAUGAAUCUGAGGAUGAGUCGAGGAUAAGGAAAAAGAUGAAAACUAAGAAGAGAUACGAGAGUGACUCAAAAAGAACUAGAACUUUGUGGAUGAAGUCACCGAUAGAAGAAGAACGAAGUCCCUGUUUUGAUAAACGUUUAAGUAUUCUUCGAAAGAAAGUUAAAGAGGUCAAAGAUGGAAGAAAGAUCUCAAUAGAGCCUGAAGUUCUUCGUGAGAUAUCCGACUCUUUGGAUGAUAAUGGUAGUUCUGGUAAAGGAGACGAUAAAGAGACAAAAACUUACGAACGAUCGACGGAAGAGACGAGUAUCAGAUAUGAAAUAUUAAACGAAGAGGACAAUGGUAGUCCUUCGUCAAUCGAAAUCUCGAAAGGUAAAUUUGAUAAGGCUUUUGCCGAAAAGACGCAUCAUCAUCGUGGCCGUGAUGAUCGAAAAACAGAUGUCACUGAAUCAACUUCUUCUUCGGAACUCAAAGAAAAGACUGAAAAGCAUACGGAAAAACAAAUAACCAGUCCAAAGAAGGAGAUCAAAAAGAGCCAAAAGAAAACGGAAGGUAAACCUACUUUUCGGAUAUUGGAAAGGGAGAUAACAUUGUUGACAAAGAAACUCAGCAAAUUGGGCGAAAAAAAGAGUCAGGAAAGUGCGAGAGGUGGAAGUACAUUUCAGGAAAAAACUACUACUACUACUACUAGUACGAAAAAAAGUUUAAAAAAGGACGUAGAUCAAAAGAUCUCCAAAAGAACAGAAGAUUCGAACAAGCAUAGAAUUAAAAUAUCAACAGAACAGCCGACUCCUAGCACGUCGAAAGCUACAGAACAAGGUACGAAUCAACGAAGGGAUGAAAGUACAACCAAACUGAGACACAAGUUAAAGUAUCAGCAAGUUCAAGUUACGAGUACAGGAAGUUCAGAAAUAGAGGACACUCAUGAAAGAUCGAGAAAAGAGAGUUCCGAAUCGAAUCAAGAAAAUGUUAAAGAAAAGCAACUAUCUACGAUUCAUUCUAAAAUCAAAAGACAAUCUCACGUGGAAGAUCAGAAAGAAAAUCUCGCAUUAAAGGAUCAAGAAAGUGAGAAACAAAAGGAAUUUUCGAAAGAACAUUCGAAGUCUGAUUCGAAGUUUAGGAAAUUGGAUAAAUCGAUAAGCCAUUCUCAAAAAGAAAGUUUAUCGGAGGAAUUUAGUACAAGUACUGGUUCCGAUCGAAUGGAAGGCAAAAAGGAGUUGGGUCCUCGUCGUAAUUUCGAUAAAAGAACAAGUACAAGCUCUUCUGAUAAUGUUCCGAGACAAAUGGGUCAACGAAAAUCGAGAAAGAUGCGGGUAAACCAAACUGAAAAAAUUUCCGAUAUUUCGUUAAAGGAUACCACGGAAAAGGAGGAUACUGAAAAACACAAAACGAUUAUGGACGAUAGAAAUGUUAAAAAGAAAUCGAAAUUAGUUAAAAUGCAUGCAGAUGGAAAAAAGAAAGUUAUGAGUGAUUUAGAAAGUACAAAAGAGGAUGAUCGAGUGAUAACAUUGAGAGAAGUAUUAAAAGAUUUCGUAGGUUUUGGACGUAUCAAAAAAGAGACGAGCGAGGAACAAGCAUUUACCGAUAAUUUUGAGGAAAUACCGAAGGAAAUCGUUAAAUCUUCGCAGGAAAGUGAUAAUAUUACGAUCGAUGAAAAAGUAACAAGUAAAUUAGAAACAAAAUCACCGGAAGAAUCAAUAAAAUAUGAUCUUCCAGAUACAGAAAAAGAGGAAGUUAAAAAAUUAAAAAAUGAUACAGAUCAAAAGAUCGAAAUCGUUGACGUUCCUUCGAAGGAUAUUGAAGAAGAUACAAAAAGUAAAAUAAAAGAAGAUAAAAAAACUUUCGAAAUAGGUGAAAUCGAUGAACAUUCUAUAGAUAAAAAGAAAACCGUAGAAGAUUUUAUCGAGGAAUUACAAAAAGAGAUCUAUAGAUCUCGUAUAUCGGAUAAAGAAAAAAGCGAAAUUGCUAUUACUUCGAGCGUGUCCCCGAUCGAUAAAAUCUUAUCGAAAACUACAAUAAUACCUAGUACGUCUACAGAUAUAAUCCAUGAGAAAGUAUCUUCGUCAGAUAAGGUUGAUAAAAUUGAUUUCAAGAAUGAAACAGAAGUAACAAAAAAGGAAGAUGAAAUAACUACGAGAAAAGAUAUCGAGAAAUCUUUCGAAAUGAAAAAUAAGGAUGAUUUGUCUGUAAAAGAUAGUGAAACAAUUCCCAUGCUCGUAAAUAUUGAAAAAGAACAAAAAAAAUCAUUUGACCAAUCUACAAAGAUAGAUAAUGAAAUCGCAAUGAAUUUAAUUGAGAUUACUGAUAAGAAUUCGCAAUUUACGUUAUCAAAGGACAACGAUAAAGUUAAAGAAAUCGAAGAUAAACAAAGUUCGUCUAAAUCUCUAGACGACAAAGAUACGAAGAAAUUUGAAACGAAGGAUGUGAAAAAAGAUACAGAAGAUAAUUCGAUAACAACGAAUGAUCCAAGAUCUCUUAUGGACACGACGAAAAUGAUUGAAACGGUUUUAGAAAUCGCGAGUAAACGUAGUUUACCGGAAGUAAGUGACAUCGAUAAAAAGUUCGAACUUAAGGACUCGUCUAGUGUAAAAAGUGAAAAGGAUUAUGAGCAUAUAGAAUCACUUAUAAUCGACAAAAAUAUAGAAAAUAAUGGUAAAAGAGAUUCGAUUCUUGUUAGUGCGGAAGUCCAUGUUGAACAAAUUCCUGAAGAAAUUAUGGACGAUAGUCGAGAUAGUGAUAAAACUAAAGAGAUUUUAAUUGAUCAAGAAGAUAAAAAUAAAAUCGAUAUAUCUGUCUCCGGAGAAGAUAAAAAAAGUUUCAUUGAAGAAAGUCAAAUUAGAACAUCGCCAGUUAAAGACAUUUCAAAAUAUCUUGAAAUGAAAGAUACAGAAAUUAUUGCUGAAAAAGAUAUAUCAAUAAAAGAUAUUAAACAAAGUAGUAUAAAUGUAGAGGAGAAAGAUAUUGAAAGAUCUCAAAUAAAGACAGAAGACGCGAUAUUAAAGAAGGAGGAAGAAGGAACGAUAUUAAUUAUUAAGGAAGACACGAUAUUAAAGAAGGAGGAAGAAAGCGAUGAAAUCGAUGUAAAAGGAGACGAAAGUGAUAAAGAAAAGCAAGAAUUAAAGAUGACUUCGAUCGAAUUAUCUAAAGACAAGGAUGAAGAUAAAAAAGAUAUAAAAUCAGAACCUUUAAAGGAUGAAGUUACGAAAGAUUUGUCAUCGCCGAAAAACUUGAAAACACAUGAAAAGCAAAAAUUAGAAGAAAUAAAAAUCACAAGUCUACCUCUGACUAAACCGGAACUUCCAAUAUUAUCAGACAUAGAAGAUCGAUUAACCAGCCAAAAGGAACAAAUGGAAAUGAAAAUAGUCGAAGAAUCAAAGGACUCUAUAGAUGAUACGAAUCCAAUUGAUCCGAUUAGAGUGGAAAAACCAUCAAAACCUCCUUUGCCGAUCGAAAUAUUAGAACCAUUGAGUCCCCAAGAAGAACCCAAGAUACAAACUGAUACAAUGGAUAUCGAUGAAGAGAAAGAAAGUAGACCAUUCGUUGAUAUCAGUGUGAUUAAAUCUGUAGAGGAAUUAAAAUUUGACGAGAUAACUCAAUCAGAAGAUAAGGAUUUUUCUGAGAAAGAAACCACAGUUUUGUUGGAGGACAAAGGUAAUCAAGGUAAUGUAAUUAAAUUAAAGAUGGAAGAGGACCAAGAGGAAAAAGAAGAUCCAAGUAAACAAGAUAAGGUCGUUGAAAGUGAAAGCCCGGAUGAGACGAGCUUACAACCUGGAGAUGAAUUUGCAAAGGAAGAACUUCUAAAGAGGACGGAGGAAUACGAAAACGUAAGCCCUACAAUUUUUACGAGCAUUAUCGAUACACCGGAAGAUUCUGAUGAGAGUGACUCAUCCAGUGAUAUUUCCAGGAAAACAACACUGACCACGAGACCGUACCAAACGCCUCGACAUCGCGCUAAGGACGUAUCUGAAAAAGAAACCCUUUCGAUGGAAAUGAUCGGAAGUGUAUCGGACGUUGAUAAUAUGGAAUUGAGGGUUGAAAAGUUAAAAGAUGAAAAUGGCGAACAUCAAGUAAUCGAUGUAACUAUGGACGUUAUAAAAAAUCUUCCUACUGUAUCGCAGGAGACAAUGGAGUCUGAGAAAGAUAAUUUAAACGAUAAAAGUAUCGAGAUAGAUGAGAAAUCUAAGGAGUCAAUCGAAAAGAGUUCACCUUUUAUACAAAAAACAUCAAGUAUAGUUAUUGAAAAUCAAGAAAAAAAAUCUAGUCCACAAAAAGCGAAGGAUAUAAAGGAUCCGGAUAAUACAAAAACGACGAUAGUAAAAGAUGAGUCGAAGAUGGAAAAGGACGAUAAAUCUGAUGAGAUUAAGGAUAAACGAGUAAAAAAAUUAGAAAAGGAUAGAAAAGGAGGAAAACAAUAUCCAGAACGUUCGAAAGUCAUGGCUCGCAAAGAAAAGAAAAAUGUAUCAGAGGAAGUAACCGAAAUUAAAAAGGAUCCAUCUUUGGGAAAAACAUUUCGUCAAUCUAAACGUCGUCCUUCCAAACCGACCGAAGGUCAAGUGGAGAAAAAUUUGGAGAAAAAAUCAGAAAAAGAAAAGAUAACGGCAACGUCGAAGAAGACGGAGGAGGAUCGAUCGAAAUCGAAAAAAUCGAGAUCGAGCAGUGGUGAGAAAUCGUCGAGUUCACCAAAAACGGGUGACACUGAAACUGGCAAGACUCGAUCUAAAUAUAUGGCUUGGUACACGAAGAAAAGAGAAGAAAUGGAGAAAAAUAGGGAAGCUAAAAGAACAGAAGAACAGGACGAACAGGAUCAGCAGUUACCACGUUGGUUGAGAAGGAGUUUGGCUCAUAAAAGAUCGAUUCCCGAUGAGAAAAAAAAAUUAGAGAUUAAAACACCAGAAAUAACACCAAGAACCAGACGUAAAGUGAAACCUUUGGUAAACGUUGAGUCUGAACAAUUAAAGGCUAUUGUUCGUCAAGGAAGAAAAUUGAGAAAAGCUGAAGGUGAACAAUACGAGGAUCCUCCGAUACAAAUUUUUGCCUCGACUCCACCCGCACCACAGCCAUCACUGACGGAAUCAAAAUAUCCUCGUCAUCAUUUAUUUCAACAUUCCGAAUAUAAAUAUGAAAAGAUGCCAGCACCAUUUUAUCUUCAUCCUCCGCCAGCACCUCAUCCCUCGCCCCAAUUAUCACCGGAACAUUACGAUUCACAACGAACGACUGAAUUCGUAAGACCGGAUGUCGAAGUUGAUUCUGUUACUGGUGUAUCGAUGACACCAGGUCAGACGAGAUUACGACAUCAACAAUUACUUGAGAAAAAGAGCGUCUUUGAUAUCGCUUACAGUGAAGCUGCACCGUCGCAAUUAAGAUCGGAUAGUACAACGCCUCCUUCUUAAUCAAUUGGAAAGUGUAAAAAAAUCCUGAAAAGAAAAGAAAAAAAAGGAAUCUUUUCCUUUUAUAAAUGUGCAAUAAAAUAUACGAUACUCGAGAUAUCGUGAUAUAAAUGAUAUUAAUUAAGGAAAAAAUAAGUUACGUGAAAGAAUUAAAGGAACGA